Messenger RNA from Monoraphidium neglectum, 2379 nucleotides. RefSeq names its product putative serine/threonine-protein. The record is from RefSeq and is a predicted model, not a curated record. The coding region runs from base 1 to 2379 and encodes 792 amino acids. Gene Ontology annotation, biological process: protein phosphorylation. Lineage: Eukaryota; Viridiplantae; Chlorophyta; Chlorophyceae; Sphaeropleales; Selenastraceae. Gene Ontology annotation, molecular function: protein kinase activity; ATP binding. The transcript is spliced from 21 exons.
AUGCUCAUUCGCAUGAUUGCGCCUGCAGGUUUUGCCCAGGACACCGCCACGGGGUUUGAGUUCAAGCUGGCCAACAGCCUGGCCCCCGCUCUGGCGCUGUCCGUGCUUGUUGAGGACAACCCCUCAGUCCCCAACCUGCAGACGCGGUUCAACUCUGUCAACGCGUCUGAGACGUCUGCGGGGAUCUACCUGCGGAUAGCGCCCUCCGCCAUCAUCAGCAUGGCCUACCCUUUGGGCCGCAACAAGAACCUGCUGGGCCUUAACCUGCUCAAGGAGCCCUCUCGGCGAGCGGCGACCCUGGAGACGAUCAGGCGGGGCGAGAUCACGAUCCAGGGUCCGAUCAACCUGCAGCAGGAGGGGUUUGUUGGCCUGGCGAUCCGGAUACCCAUAUUCGUGGCCAAUGUCAGCGACCCCAACGAGACGUUCGGGGCGGCCGAGGGCCCCUACAACUGCAGCAUCUGCUACGACCCGACCACCCGGUCGCGCUUUUGGGGCGUGGCCGGCACGGUGGUGGACUUUGAGCAGAUAGCGGGGGGAUCCGGCAUAACGGACGGCGCCAGCACCAGCGGGCCCGAUGCGGUGCGGGACCCCUACCACGGCCUGCUAGGGCGGCUGGAGCAGCAGGCCGCCGCCUAUGUCCAUGAUCAGGCCAGGAACACCCCCAGCUCCCUGCCCUACGCCCUGCCAUUGCCAUCACAUCCCAUCGCCACAGCCGGCUACAGCUACGCGCUGACCGUCCCCCAGCCCGGCAACACGCCCGUGGUGGUCGCCAACACGCCCUCCGCCCUGCGCGACCCCGUGACCACCACCAUCACGUCACCAACCAACGAGAAGUGGCUGCUGCAGCUGGAGCCCGCAGCGGGCUGGGCGCCGCCCUGGCGGGACGCGCUGCUGGCGAUGGUCAACGCGAUCAGCGCCGUCAUAGGGGCGCUGCUGCUGUGCGUCUUUGUCAACAGGCGGCAGCAGAGCUGGCUGCUCGCGGAGUUGCGGUCUAACAACAAGGAGUUGGUCACGGAGAAGCUGCGCACCGACGCCCUCCUGGCCCGGCAGUACCACCUGAUCAACUGCCUGAUGGAGCAGGGCGGGCGGCUGGCGCCCGCCAGGGGCAGCGGGGUCGCCGGCGGCGGCGGCGCGGGCGCCGGAGGGGACGGGGGCGGCGGUGGCGGCGGCAGUGGCGGAGGCGGCGGCGCGACAGAUGGCGGGGGGGGAGUGAGGGCGGCGGCCGCGCGAGAGAUGGGCGGCAGCGGAAAGGGUGGCGACCUCGAUUCGGCGGGCACCGCGCUCGAGCGCAUAGAGGACAUGAAGCGUGCCAUCGGCAGUGCGGGCGGCGCGGCCGCGGCUUCCACUGGGGCUAUACAGCUGCUGGAGCUGCUGGGGGAGGGGGGCUUCGGCAAGGUCUACAAAGGCCUGUGGCACGGGGCCGUGGUGGCGGUCAAGACGAUGCUGCUGCCCGCCCACAUGAGCGGGGCCCAGAAGCGGGAGCGCAUGGCCAUCAUGGAGGCGGCCAUCAGCAGCGCCAUGACGCACCCCAACAUAGUGCAGACCUACACCUACACCAUCAAGUCGAUGGCGUCGAGCCACGGCCCCAUCAGCAGCGACGUGAGCAAGCAGAGCCCGCCGUCUCAGACCCACUCGUCCUCAGAUGAGGCUUUGGCAGCUGGGCCCCACGUCCUCAAUUUUGAGGUGUCGCUGGUCCUUGAAUUCUGCGAGCUGGGGUCACUGCGGGAUGCGCUGGACGGCGGCGCAUACUAUACACGCGGGGGCGACCUCAACUACCUGGCGGUGCUGGACACGGCCGCUGACGUGGCACGCGCGAUGCUGCACCUGCACAACCAACAGGUCCUGCAUUCAGACCUCAAGGCGCGCAACGUGCUGCUCAAGGGGGACAGCAAGCGCGGCAGCGGAGCCAUCGCCAAGGUGGCGGACUUUGGGCUGGCUCUCCCCAUGACAGGCCAGGACACACACGUCUCCGCCUACCAGGGCACCCCCAGCCACAUGGCACCGGAGACCCACAUCCAGGGGCGGAUGAGUAAGGCUGGUGACGUGUACAGCUUUGGGGUGCUGCUGUGGGAGCUCUUCACGGCCGGCCGGCCCUUUGAAGGCACCCCUGCGGGGCUGCUGGGCCACAAGGUGUCAGUGGAGGGCCUGCGCCCCUCCUGGCCCCCCGACACCCCGCAGGACUUCAGGGACCUGGCGGCAUGGUGCUGGGCCGGCAGCCCGCAGGACAGGCCUGGCUUUGAGGCCGUGCUGUCAGCCCUCAUUGAGAUGCGCCAGCGCGCCCCCAGCCGCACGACGCCGCUCUCGCCAUACGACCGAUUACCGGCGACGGCGCGGCAAGCGGCGUGGCAGGCGCCAGAGUCAUCCUGGGUGGGCGGCUGA